GGACCUGUCGCAAGAUGCUCCAGGCGGCCGUCCCGUUCGCCCUGCGGACCCCGAAGGGGCAGCAACACGAGUACCAGGCAUCCAUCGUCAAAGAGCUCACGGACUUGUACGCCCAGGCCGAACAGCGGCACGUGGCCGACCUGGCCGGCGCGAAGGCCGCCGCCGCGGAGCACGAGGAAGCUUGCGAGGCCGCCCGGGUGACCUUGGAGGCAACGACGGAGCGCGUGGCCAACCUCCUGAAGGCGAAGGAGGCCAAGAACGCGGCGUACGAGACCGCGACGGACGGGGUCAAGAUGGCGAAAGUUGCGCUGCAGGCUGAGCAGGAGAAGGUCGCCUCCAUCGCCGCCGACAGGGCCGAGGCGGCGGCGAAGCUGUCGGAGUUCGGCCAGGUGAUGCAGGACGACCUUGCGAAGCUCAAGAACUCCGAAUUCCCGAGCAAGGAGUGGCGCGCCAGGAGCGCACACCGCAGGGCGUGGGGUUAG
Molecule: messenger RNA, 482 nt
Organism: Prorocentrum cordatum
Lineage: Eukaryota; Dinophyceae; Prorocentrales; Prorocentraceae
Source: the annotation of a GenBank genome assembly